GUCAUAGAUAGUAUAAGUCAUUGUUAUCAUUGCCAAAAAGUACUCUGUAGUGGUGUAAAACGUAAAUACAGACUUUUUAUAGCAUGUUCUUUAUAAAUUAUUUAUAUAAACCACAUUUUUAUAAAUACUAAAGCUAUUAAAAGCACUAAAACAAUGCAGCGACUACGUAAAGUACUUCCAUCUUUGGCCGUAAAGCAUCACAAACUACUUAAGUCUCAUAUAAGAAAUCAACUUAGAUGCCUUUCUACAAUUGACCACCCCCCUGGAGCGGUAGAGAGACCUACACUCUCUAUACCACAAGGCACCUUCGGCCAAGCAACCUGUCACACCCAUCCGCACUUGAUCCAACAGGGGCAUCUUACUUGCGGGAUCACACAAAAAGAAUAUGCGGAGAGGAGAGAAACCUUAAUUAGCAGACUUGUGAGUGAAGCUCCGAAUGUGCACAAAACACAUAUUGUAGUAAUCCCAGCUGCCCGCAAACAAUUCAUGUCUGAUAAAAUACCUUAUGUGUUUAGACAGAAUUCGGACUUUUUCUAUCUUACAGGAUGUUUAGAACCUUCAGCUAUACUAGUCAUGAUUAAGCCAGCACACAGUGAUACUUUUAAGAGUGUACUAUUUGUUCACGAGAAAGACAGUCAUGCAGAACUGUGGGAAGGUCCUCGAACUGGCUGCACGGCUGCCACACAGCUGUUUGCUGUGGACGAAGCUAGACCUGUCGACAGCUUUAGUGUAUACAUCAAUAAGUUAGCGGCAUCAUCCAAACCUUCUGUCCUGUGGUACCACAACGAAGCACCUGCAAAUCCUGAAAUCCACAGCACGAUACGCUCCGUGAUACAUCCUGAAACACAGGUGACGUUGGCGGAUCCACAAAGAACGCUUCACUUCAUGAGGGUGAUCAAGUCUCCAGCCGAAGUGGAGCUGAUGAAGGAGGUGUGCUACAUUGGGUCACAGAGCGUUAACACAGCAAUGGCCUGCACCAAACCCGGUAUAUCGGAGCACGCGGUGUGCUCGGUGCUGGAGCACAGCGGGCGCGUGAGUGGCGCGGAGCACAGUUCGUUCCCGGCCGUGGUCGCGGGGGCCGCCCGGGCCGCGCACAUACACUACGUCGCCAACAACCAGCUGCUCAACCACGGGGACCUGCUGCUCGUCGACUCUGGCUGUCAGCGUUGGUUGUACAACUCUGACAUCUCCCGCACGUGGCCGGUCUCCGGACUCUUCACGCGCCACCAGAGGAUCCUGUACGAGCUGGUGCUCGCCGUGCAGAAACGCUUAAUAGAAAUCCUGGGGGAGCACCGCCCAGCGCUGGACCAGCUGUUCGACAGCAUGUGCCGGCUGCUGGGCACGCAGCUGCAGCAAGAGGGGAUACUGCCCAAGAACAUUGAUGGGCACGAACUGAUCUCGAUGGCGUACAGCCUGUGUCCGCACCACGUGUCGCACCACCUGGGGCUGGACGUGCACGACGCGCCGCUGGUCCGCCGCGCCACGCCCGUGCUCGCCAACAUGAUCGUCACUGUCGAGCCCGGUAUCUACAUCCGGACGGACGACACCCGGGUGCCGGAGGAGUUCCGCGGCCUGGGUAUCCGUAUAGAAGACGACGUCCUCAUCACGGACGGUGACCCGCUGGUGCUCACCGACUCCUGCGCCAAGGAGGUGCAGGAUAUAGAAGCCAUAGUCGGGAAACAGGCUUACUGAUGAUCAUACAAACUAACUUAACGUAACGUUUUUUACUGGUGGUAGGACCUCUUGUGAGUCCGCGCGGGUAGGUACCACCACCCUGCCUAUUUCUGCCGUGAAGCAGUAAUGCGUUUCGGUUUGAAGGGCGGGGCAGCCGUUGUAACUAUACUGAGACCUUAGAACUUAUAUCUCAAGGUGGGUGGCGCAUUUACGUUGUAGAUGUCUAUGGGUCCCGGUAACCCCUUAACACCAGGUGGGCUGUCAGCUCGUCCACCCACCUCAGCAAUAAAUAAAUAAAAAAUAAAAAAAUUGGCUAGCUAACACGCGUUUUGGACAAAAUGCGACAAAAGUAUACAAUUUAGACUGCAAGAAAAUUAUAAUAGAACAUUAUAUUGCGUGUGAAUUCGAUAUGUGUUUUACUAGUAUUAUGACUUCGGACAUAUUUUACUAAUAGUUCCUUUAAUUUAGUUCCAUUUUAUUGUAAUGUAUGUCCAUGUUAUAGCUCAUUUAUCAGAAUGGGACGUCAGCUAUAAAACGCUGUGACCGACGACAGAUGGCGCGCAAAUACUUUUUCCAGGACAUUGAUAUUUUUCACACAAUUAUCCACACAUCAAAGCGUGGCAGGGUGCCACUACUAAUGAUCAUAAAAAUAGAAAAAAUAAGGAAAGUAUUAGACCACGAUUGCCAAACUAGACACACGGAUCUACGUAUUGGUGUUUUUUAAUAAUAAUUAAUUGUUAACCUAAUUUAUGUAUGCUUAUUGCUUAUUGAAAUUACGUAAAUUUAAUUUGUCGAAUUACAAGAGUAAUUCAAUUACCAGUUGAUCAAUUUAUAAGUGAAGGUUUUCCAAAAAGUUAGUGAUAAAUAUUUAUUUAUUCAUAUAAAAUUAUUCAGAAACAAUAUAAAGAUUUACGAUAUUUAUUAUUUAUUUAAAAUGCACUUCAUCGCCCAAAGAUUAGUUUUUUCAUGAGGAAAUGUUGAUGUUUUGACACAUCUAAGAUCAAAAUUCCGAUUCAUUUUUUUAUUAUUAAACCAUUUGUUUGUACAGAAGAAAGCAUGUUUCAUUUGUAAAUUGUAUAUAAUAAUAUAAAAAAACCUACUGGUAUAAUUACGAUGGAAAAUGUCAUCAUCAUUGAAACAUUAAAAGAUUAUUUGCAAGGC
This is a messenger RNA of Bombyx mori (domestic silkworm), 2835 nucleotides long. RefSeq names its product xaa-Pro aminopeptidase 3. Bases 154 to 1692 code for a protein of 512 amino acids. Gene Ontology annotation, biological process: proteolysis. The record is from RefSeq and is a predicted model, not a curated record. Gene Ontology annotation, molecular function: manganese ion binding; metalloaminopeptidase activity. Gene Ontology annotation, cellular component: mitochondrion. The transcript is spliced from 11 exons. NCBI's taxonomy places the organism in Eukaryota, Metazoa, Arthropoda, Insecta, Lepidoptera, Bombycidae.